AUGACGAGCAUGAUCUUGAGUACAAGAGCAGCAUCUGCAAAAAUCAGAUAUCUGAUGAAAGACAUUUCUAAGCUUGUGAAGGUUGAAGAAGAGCACAAGUGGGAUAUGGGGAAUGAUUACCACGAGCUCAGGGAGCUAGCACGGAUGAAUGAAUGCGACUCAGUGAUGUUUUUCCAGUCAACGAAGAGGAUGGAUGGACUAUGGAUUGGGAUUUUAGACGGGACGUCUAUUUUUUUUAAGAUGCAUAAUGUGUCUACUGUGCGUGAGUGCAAUUUUCCGGUGAAUGUAUUUGUGGACUGUGGAUAUGUGUUGAUGUUCAGCAAGGAGUUUGAAGAGAUUGAGCAUUUGAAGUAUGUGAAGGAUGUUGUUGAGCAUGUGUUCAAGUCUAACGAGACGAAGGACAAGGCGCUGUGUUUUUUCUAUCUUGAUGGAAUGAUAUGGGUUAGAUGUUACAAGAUUGGGGAGGAUAUGGAGGAGAUUGGGCCAAGGGUAGUUCUUGAGGUUGUGAAGGUAUUUGAGAAGUGUUUUUCUGGCAAUUUUCUGUACAAGGCAACCAAAGAGCACAGAGGUCAAGAAGCGGAUUAA
Molecule: messenger RNA, 585 nt
Organism: Ordospora colligata OC4
Lineage: Eukaryota; Fungi; Microsporidia; Ordosporidae
Product: ribosome biogenesis protein BRX1
Exons: 1
Coding region: 1-585 (194 amino acids)
Biological process (GO): ribosomal large subunit assembly; rRNA processing
Cellular component (GO): nucleolus
Molecular function (GO): rRNA binding
Source: RefSeq, a predicted model, not a curated record